Lates calcarifer (barramundi perch) is the source of this 5326-nucleotide messenger RNA. RefSeq names its product ATP-binding cassette, sub-family B (MDR/TAP), member 10 (gene abcb10). Gene Ontology annotation, cellular component: membrane. Lineage: Eukaryota; Metazoa; Chordata; Actinopteri; Centropomidae. Gene Ontology annotation, molecular function: ATP binding; ATP hydrolysis activity; ABC-type oligopeptide transporter activity. The transcript is spliced from 14 exons. Gene Ontology annotation, biological process: transmembrane transport. The record is from RefSeq and is a predicted model, not a curated record. The coding region runs from base 491 to 2647 and encodes 718 amino acids.
CCUGUAUAAUCAGCCAUUGACUUCCCUCUGUCGAGAAGCCGGAGCUACCUGCGAGCCACACCAGGGUCACCUUUCCGCUUUCUGCUCUUUCACUUUCUUUACGGGAACAUUUGCUUUGUUUCUCUCAGUGUUUUUUUGUGUGUGUGUGUGGGUGUGUGUGUGUUGUUUGUGUUUCCGCGUCGCUCCGCCUGCCAGUCAGAUAUUGACCAUUGAGGGACAGAUGACAGUGACAGGCAGGGUGUUGGUAGCUGGUCGGUGAUCAGCGAUAACUGGGUGAAGGCGGCUGUCGGUCGCAGAUAAAACGGACAAUAACCGUCUAAACUCGACAAUGAAACGGCAACAAGCUCAACAACUGAGCCGUUAUGGAGACGGUAUGUUGACCUAACGGCUGGGGGUCUAACGUGCUCUGACUUAUCUCUCCAAUGCCAUACUUUCUUUAUUUUGUGUCUAAUUUAGUUCGUAUCUAGUCAAUAACGUGACAACUUGGACGAUGAGGCUUUUAAUGCACAUGUCAGGAUGCGCACGCGGAGUGCAUUUAUCAAAACUGAGGCUAACGCGGCCCAGGAUGUCAUGGCUGGAGCACCGCCUGACCCUCUCAGCUGCCCCCCGCAGGAAGACGCAGUCGACCGGGGUCACGUCCUUAGACCAUCCGACACGCAGGCCCUUCACGCCGGUUCUGCCCUACAGCCCAUUUAGGGGUCUCUCUGUGCUCUGGACACACACCUCCACCUCGAUAGCCCGAGCGCCCACAUUCACACACACACCUGUUGCCUUCGCCAGCUCCUCAGCCCCCUCCACACCCCCACCAGCCGAACCAGAGAAGACCCAGACGGACAGAGAAAAAACUCCAACCAAGAUCUCACUGGAGGAUUUGAAAAGGAUUGUGGGACUUGCUCACCCGGAGAGAUGGAGACUGGCAGCUGCUGUAGGCUUCCUGACCAUCUCCAGCACAGUGACCAUGUCUGCUCCAUACUUCCUGGGUAAAGUGAUUGACACCAUCUACACAACUACAGCAGACACAGAGAGCAUGACAGCCUCCCUGACAUCAUUGUGUGUCAUGCUGUUGGGGGUGUUUCUGUGUGGUGGUGCAGCUAAUGCCGCCAGAGUCUACCUCAUGCAGAUCUCAGGUGAGCAGAUUAUUCGUAAUCUCCGUGCCGCCGUCUUCACCUCCAUCCUCAGGCAGGAAGUGGCAUUUUUUGACAAGAACAGGACUGGCGAGCUUAUCAACCGCCUCUCCUCUGACACAGCCGUGGUGGGCAGCUCGAUCACAGACAACCUGUCAGAUGGGCUGAGAGCUGUCGCCCAGGCAGCUGCUGGUGUCAGCAUGAUGUUCUAUGUGUCCCCCAGUCUUGCAGGCUUUGUGUUGUUGAUUGUUCCCCCUAUAGCCGGUCUUGCUAUAGGCUUCGGAAGAUACAUUCGCGCCAUCUCCAAACGCACGCAAGACGCACUUGCACAAGCCACACAGUUGGCAGAGGAGCGUAUCAGCAACAUGCGGACAGUCAGGGCUUUUGGUAAAGAGAUGUCAGAGGUCAACAAAUACACAGAGAAGGCAGACUAUGUCUUUAGCCUGGCCAGGAAGGAAGCUGCACUACUAGCUGGGUUCUAUGGAGUGACUGGUCUCAGCGGUAACAUCAUGAUCUUGUCAGUGCUUUACAAAGGAGGCCUUCUCAUGGCCAGCCAGCACAUGACUGUGGGAGAGCUGUCAUCGUUUCUCAUGUACACGUUCUGGGUCGGCAUCAGUAUCGCAGGUCUGAGUUCAUUCUACUCUCAGCUGAUGAAGGGUUUUGGAGCAGGAUCCCGACUGUGGGAGCUGCUGGACAGAAAGCCUGAGUUUCCUCUUGAUGAAGGCCUAGAGCUCCCUGUGGACCAGCUGAAGGGUCGGCUAGAGUUCUCCAAUGUUUCCUUUGCCUACCCGACCCGUAAGGAGGCUCCUAUUUUCCAGAACCUCAGUCUGCUGGUCCCAGCUGGUACCAUCAUGGCCGUGGUAGGAUCCAGUGGGUCUGGAAAAUCAUCCCUGGUCUCGCUGCUCCUCAGGCUGUAUGAUACUGAUGCUGGUAUCAUCACUAUAGAUGGCCAUGACAUCAGGGACUUAAAUCCCUAUUGGCUCAGGAGCCACAUUGGAACCGUCAGCCAGGAGCCAGUGCUGUUUUCUUGUUCUAUCAGGGAGAAUAUUUCAUACGGUGCUGUGGACCCAGGCGCUGUGACCACAGAGGACAUCUACAACGCAGCCAGAGUGGCCAAUGCCUAUGAUUUCAUCCAGGCUUUUCCUAAGGGCUUUGACACCAUAGUUGGAGAGAAAGGAGUGCUGCUGUCAGGUGGUCAGAAGCAGAGGAUAGCAAUAGCCAGGGCUCUGCUCAAGAAUCCUAAGAUCCUGCUUUUAGACGAGGCUACCAGUGCAUUGGAUGCUGAGAAUGAGUUCCUGGUGCAGGAGGCCUUGGAGCGCCUGAUGGAAGGGAGGACAGUCAUGAUCAUCGCUCACCGUCUCUCCACCAUCCAGAAUGCGAACUCCGUGGCUGUACUAGACCAGUGCCGCAUAGCCGAGUGCGGCCAGCCCACAGAGCUGCUAGGCAACAGGGAAGGACUGUUCAGAAAACUGAUGGAGAAACAGGCGUUUCUACAGGAAGAACAGAAACGAGCCCUGCUCUGAGAGGACAGGGAGCACAGAGGAGUGGAAUAGGAGGAGGAAGAAAUCUGGGAGGAGAGGUUGAUGACGGGAUAAAAAAACUGCUUUGCUCCAGGAGGGGUUGAAAUGCCUCUUAUGCUAAGAGAAGAAGGGGGAGGGGGAUAUUUUGCAUGGAAUGGAGAGAGAUGGAUAGAAGCUGAAGGAGAACAGAACUUUCCAUGUGGAAGCCACUGAGAAACAUAAAGGGAUUUUCUUCAAUGCUUUGAGUUUCCCUUCACUGCUGGAAUGACUAUAUGACUAAGAAGCACCACAUAAAGAGCUAUUUUUUCAGAAAACACAGGGUAAUCCACAGUGAAGAUCUAAGAACUGAAACAUGGAUCACUGACGUACGAGAAAUGCUUCAUUCUGAAAAUAUCAAAUCCUGCACUGAAAAAACUAGACACAAGCGUGAAAAGGAGACCGGAUGAAGACGGACACUCCUCACACUGGAGGCUCAUAGCCAACAUGUUCUUUAAAUCCCCUGUCACUGCUGUAGCUUUGGGGUUAAGUCCCAAUCCAGUUUGAAAUAUUCAGACCUGUGACAGGAAUGUGCAGAAAUGUAAAUGACCUAAUGAAUCUGGUGCAAAUGACAAACCUCUCUUUCAUUCUCUGCUGUGGGACACUUAAGUCUGUGAUCACUUUUAAUGAUCUUCAUUACCAAACCAAAAAUAGUAUGUUGGAUUUUUGUAUUUGUUUAUAUAUUAAUGCCUGUGUAUUGUUAUUUUUUUUAACUUGAAGCUAACAUGCAGAACCUUUUUCAGUCAUUUCGGAGUUUAAACAUGCCAAAUGAAGCAGCUAUUCAUCGUGUUUACACUGUGCUGUAAAACAGGAGUAAACAUUAUUCUGACAUAUCUUGACUAAUGUUUGUACAUUUGUCAGGGGAAAUAGUAGUGAUAGUCCUGGAAGUCAAAGCUGAGGUGCCACGCAUCCAACAAAAAAUGACAAGGGACUCGUUACAGUUAAGAUUCAGUCAUCCUUGCUUUAGAUUUAACUGACAGCCCUGAGACUGCUAAAUAUAACCAUCUGUGUAUGUCAAACAAAAGGAAAAGUGCAGUAACUUAAAGAAAUCCGAUUGAGGCCUGGUGAACAUCCUCUUCACUGGAAGGUGUUCCGCUGCACCAGAGGAGGAAAGAUCCUGGAGGCAUGUUCAAAGUCAGAGGUGCUCUGUGUCAUGUUCACUCACUCUCUAAAAUCACUGCAAAUGAGAGAGUAAUCUUACUCAAGCUUCUUGCUCUAAACCCCAAAUUUUAGAAAAACAGAAACCAACAUUGGAAUUUAAACAUGUGAGUGCACAGCAUUUCUGACUGUAUACUGUUCACCACUGUGUCUCAGUCUGUGUUUCAUGUUGUCAAGUGUGUACUGGAUAUCCACUUGGCCUGCAUUAAAUUCUAUAUAAACAGCCCUUAAACCACGUACAUAUCAGCCUGAGCGCUGUUCAGCCAGCUAAAUAUUAUAGCUGGCUUGGAGAGUCUGACUAAGAAGUAGUGAUUCUCCUCAGUAAAUAUUUGGCUUGUAACUGCCCACCGCACCACUCAGGGAGAGUCUAAAGCUGAGAGACUGUUUGAGAGGGUUUUUUUUUCUUGUUACACCAGACAUGCAUGUGCCUUGAGCUUUACUUCUUCAUAACUACAGUGAUUUUACAGUGAGCUCAGAUCUGCACUGUGUAGCUGGGAACACUUGAUUUGGUGCCAGCUCAAGUGCAUUUAACAGAUUAUUUUACCACAAGGACUUUUUAAUGGCUCAAACACAGUGACAGUACUUUGUGUGUUGUGGAAGGACUUUGUGGUACAUCACUUAGAUGUAAUAGUUGGAGAAAUAUAACAGCAUAUAAUCCCAAUGUUUUCCCUGUGACAUAUAUCUCCUUUGACCACUUGUGCACAUUUCUCUGAAGGUUUCACAGCAAGUGGAAAGGUUUUUUGUUGUAUGAAACUUGAAUCACUGUGGAUGUAACCUUUCAUUCAAGAUUUGAAGGCAGUGAUGCAUAGAGCGUCAGGAUCCACUGAUACAACAUCGAUCAGUGGUAAUCAGCCAUUGUAAGAGUCUCACACUAUUGUCAAGUCAGUUUUUAUUUAUAUAGCACCAAUUCACAACAGAAGUUAUCUCAAGGCACUGUAUUGUACUGUAUUGUCUGUAUACCACAGUCCUCACUCUCUGAUUUUAUAUGUUUAUUUAUUACAGUGUAUAGACUGUAUAUCAGUCAACGUGUCCUUUACAAGAUGAUUUAUUAUGGACAUAUGAAUUUAUUUGUUCUUUUUGUUAUUUCACCUAAAGGGCAAAUAGUUUUUACUUGAAUCAUGAUAGAUUUUCAUGUCAUCACGACAUGUUAGUCUAUAUUUCAAAACUAAAUCCCACUUCAAAUGAUGCCUUUAACCUUGUUUCUGAAUGCCACAUGUCCAGAUUUGUUUUAUGUGUAGAGUGUAGUGGUCCCUCCACCCUCCAUCACUUCACCUCUCACUCCGGUCUAUAGUAACAGCUGAAGUUGUAUGAAAGUUUUAGUUGAUAUUGGCUCUAUGUCUGAUUAUAAUUCACAGAUGACAGCUAACCUGUAUGUUAUGAGUUAUAAAUAAUAUGACCUAAAUGAUGUACAUGUAUGAUAGAUUUUUAAUGAUUUUUGUGUUAAAUUAUUAUACUUACAUAUAAAGACAAUAAAGUGAAAAAUUAAGA